AUGGCGCGCCUUUUACUCGUUUUCCACGCGUUGCUCUCGUUCUAUGUGGCACUCUCGUGCGCCGCACCCUCCAAUUACGAGCCUCCAACUGUGACGAAGAGGGCUGCCACACCUAUAUCGACAGUAUGUGGUGAUAUUAUCAGGAAUGCUGAACUUGUCUUCCCAGCCAAGCAGGCGUAUGAUUGCCUGACAUCCGUUCCUUUCAACGCCGCAGUAGCGACUCGGUUCCUUCAAUAUUACAAUGAUACAAUUCAGUUCCAAUCAAAUUUAGCGUAUCUCAAGAACCCGCCCGCAAGCUACCAGCAAGCACCUGUAGAUCUUGUUGAAGGCCUUGCCCAGAUCCAAAUAGCAAUCGACAAUAGCAAAUUUGCAAACCAAUAUGAGUUUGAAGUUGCGCUUCAGGCCUUGAUAUUCUCAACACAUGAUGCGCAUUUGAAUCUCCUUGCUGGAAUCAUAGGCGUAUUUACCUUUGGUACUGAAUAUGACAUUGCCUCUGUAUCCCUCGAUGGGAUCGAGCUACCCAAGGUCUAUUUUUCUAAUGAUUUGAUUGACAGCGCAGUCGAUGGAGACUGGCAGCCCUCGGCAAUAUCAAAAAUUAACGACUUGGAUGCUCAGGAUUACUUGGAAGAUUUUGCGGCCACGAAUGCUAUUGGGAGUCUUGAAUCUCAUGCGGAUUUUAAUCAGUUGAUGACAAGUCCUGCGCAAGACAUCCAGUCGAUAUUUAGUACCUGGGGUGGUAAUUCGAUGUUCUAUCCGGGCGAUGAGCUCACGUUUUUACUUGAAAACGGAACCCAGAUCCCUACAAAGUGGCUGGCUGUCUACACCUAUCCAAGUAGUACUGGUGCUCUCGAGACUGGUGGCGACUUUUACAACUUCUUCGUCUUGGGGUGGUAUCCUGCUUCAUACGACCCCAACGCAACGGAGUCGAGCACUGCUGCCCCAACUGCAACCGAGACGGCUUCGGCGACUUCGACAGCCGACGACUCGGCCGCGACGUCGACUACAGCAGCAGGUUCAUGGGAUAAUGUUGCCUUUCCACACCCCGACAUCGCCCAAGCCGAUCUGGGCACUUUUGGUACAGGUUUUGUGUCUGGAUAUUUCCUCAACCAGUCAUCCGUUGCCGUUCUGAGUCUUCCGAGUUUCCAGGAACCUGGAACAGCAGUCGGGUCAUUCUCAGACACCGUAACGCGUUUCCUCAACGCCAGCAAGGCAGCAGGAAUGCAAAAAGUUGUUAUUGAUGUGCAGCAAAACUAUGGUGGAGAUGUUUUCCUUGCAGUGGAUACCUACAAGCAGUUCUUCCCAACGCAGGAACCCUUCGGUGGAAGCCGAAUGCGGGCUACGGAUCCCACAAAUGCUAUGGGUGAUGCGAUUACUGGCUAUUGGGAAACACUGGAUGAUUCGGAUGACGACUAUUUCAACUUCUACGAUGAUGAAUGGAUGGCUUUGACCCGCAUCAAUCCUGAUACAAACGAUAACUUUACAUCAUGGGCCGAGUUUUUUGGACCUCAUGUCUUCAAUGGGGAUAGCUAUACUACUACACAACGGUACAACUUCUCCGAUAAUUAUUUCAGUACGAUUUCGACGGAGGAUGAGGAUGCCGAUGGGUUUACUGUAUACGGGACAGAUGACCGACCGGCUAAUACCACUCAGCCAUAUGCUGCUAAAGAUGUAAUCAUUCUGUCGGACUCUCUAUGCUCAUCCGCCUGUGCGGUUUUCAUGGAAAUGAUGCAUCAUGAAGCCGGAGUUCGCACCGUUGUCGCUGGUGGCCGUUCAUCUUAUGGUCCAAUGCAAGCACCUAGUAUGAGUCGAGGCGCCGUCGCCUACGGGUUAGACUCUCUAGACUACCAGAUCGAUGUCGCCCAACAACUCUUGCAAGAAAGCAGCGACCCCAGCAGUGCUAAUUUCCUACCUAAUAGAACGACGGCAACAGAUGUAUGGAUAACGUACGCCGAGAUCAAUCUCCGCGACCAAGUACGCAGGGGAAGUGACACCCCUCUACAAUUUGUCUACGAAGCAGCGACCUGUCGGAUCUUCUACACACCCCAAACCUUCUACAACUACACGGCGCUAUGGACGUAUGCUGCAGACGCAAUGUGGAAUAACCAGGCCCUCUGUGUCAAAGAUUCAACGGGCUGGUCCACUACAAGCGCCACCAACACCUCCGCAUCACCGGCCUCAGUCCUCCCAUCCCCAAAACCAUCCACAAGCGCAGACCCGCAGAUAGGAUCAAUAAUUAUGAGCGUCUUCUCCGGCUCAUCCCCCUCUGCCCACUCCCCCAUUCUCGACUCCGGAACCGCCACAAAGCAAGACCAACUAGCCAACGGAGGUACUGCCUGUUCCAGUGACGGCAAAUGUCCCACUACCGACUAUUUCUGUCUUGAGAAGACCUCUAUUAGAUGCGAUAAAAGCACCAAGAAACCCAUCUCAGGAAGCUACUGCGUGCCUGUCUGUAACCCUAACCAAGGUCCCAAAGUUGCGAGCACUUGCACGAACCAUGGGGUUUGUCAGCCUCUGGAUUCAACGGUACCUGGCUUCAAGAAUACGGGCGGUACGUUGGCGAAGGGUAGGAACGGGUAUUGUAACCCGCCGCCUCCGGCGUGUAGGACUACUAAGAGUAAAUUUACCUCCAUUAAUGUCGAUGAUGCGCUUGAUCCGCCGGAGAAGAGAGACGCAGAAGAAUGGUUUUGA
Lachnellula hyalina is the source of this 2688-nucleotide messenger RNA. Its product is annotated as Peptidase S41 family protein. The transcript is spliced from 7 exons. The record is from RefSeq and is a predicted model, not a curated record. Gene Ontology annotation, molecular function: serine-type peptidase activity. Bases 1 to 2688 code for a protein of 895 amino acids. Gene Ontology annotation, biological process: proteolysis. NCBI's taxonomy places the organism in Eukaryota, Fungi, Ascomycota, Leotiomycetes, Helotiales, Lachnaceae.